AUGAGUGAUUCGGACCCCGAAAAGAAGUCCAGUAUUCCACCAUGGCAACAUACACCAGCCCCAGAAUCUGCGAAUGAAGCGCCCGCAACAGCGCCAGAGGAAAGUCGCGAGACAGUGGUAGCCCAGGCGCGGAAAUUCCUCGAGGAAGACGAGGUCCGCGAUGCCUCCACCGACAAGAAGAUUUCCUUUCUAGAAAGUAAAGGACUGCAAAAUGAAGAGAUAAAAUUACUGCUAGGCGUGGCGCGGAAUCCAGAAGCCAGCACACCAUCUCAAGAACAUCCACAGCCUCCAGAACCAUCACCACAUCAAACAUCCCCUCUUCCUCCGCGGCAGUUAAUCCAGCCCGCUUCUUCAAUGCCCUCUCCACCCCCUAUCAUAACAUACCCCGAAUUCCUCACGACGCCACCGCAGCCCGCACCCUUAAUAACCAAACCCCGCCUCCUCACCACCCUCUACCUCUUCUCCGGCCUCACAGCCCUCCUCUACGGCACCCACGAGUACCUACUCACCCCCAUGCAUGCUUCUUUAACCAAAGCCCGCCUCUCCCUCGCCGAGACAUCCAAGACCAAUCUCGAGAGACUGAUAACGCAAUUGGAAUCCGUGGUCUCGGAAAUACCUACGCACGCCAAAAGCGCAGCUGUGGGAAUAGCCGGGGACGAUUCAGACAGCGAUGAAGACCCAACCGAGCUCUUUCACCGGGACAUCGGCGUGCAAACCUCCCCUCCCCGCUCGCGCCCUUCCUCUCCCGCCCCAGACUCCACUCCCCUAUCUGCGCAAGUCUCCUCCUUGACCUCCAUUAAAACGUCUAUACAGGACUUUAUCACAACAUCGGGGGCUGAGGACCACGAAACAGCCGAAGUCGAAGGCUCCAUCGCCAUCUUUAGGUCUUAUUUGGAAGGCCUGGCCUAUGUGGCGCCGAGCUACGGGUACGGCGGUGGGUACGGCGGCGGAUACGGCGGGUACGGGAAUGUGGGGAGGGAGGAGGACGACGAGAUAGGAAGGGUUAAGAGGGAGAUUAGGGGCGUGAAGGGCGUGCUGCUGAGCGCGAGGAGUUUUCCAGGGGGAGGAGGGGCUAGGGUUGGGAGUUGA
Molecule: messenger RNA, 1089 nt
Organism: Drepanopeziza brunnea f. sp. 'multigermtubi' MB_m1
Lineage: Eukaryota; Fungi; Ascomycota; Leotiomycetes; Helotiales; Drepanopezizaceae
Biological process (GO): protein import into peroxisome matrix, docking
Cellular component (GO): peroxisomal membrane; peroxisomal importomer complex
Molecular function (GO): signaling receptor binding
Source: RefSeq, a predicted model, not a curated record